This is a messenger RNA of Nylanderia fulva, 1173 nucleotides long. The record is from RefSeq and is a predicted model, not a curated record. Lineage: Eukaryota; Metazoa; Arthropoda; Insecta; Hymenoptera; Formicidae.
UGCAGCUCGAUCGUUUCGUCGCAACCAUGGUAUGACACACCGGAUUGAGGUAGCCAGCCUAUAAACGCCGACCAGCAGCCAGCCGCCAGCCAUGAGCAAGCUAUUUCAAUUUCUGCUUCUCCUCCUGCUGCUGGGUGUCAAUGCCAGACGAACCGACGGAGAGAGACCUGCUGAUGACGUAUACGAUGGUCAGCAGCAGCAGCAGCAACGUCGCGGCUCCGUGCACAAGUCGAAUUACAACGGCAACAGUAAUCAUCACAAUCAUCAAUCGAACUCGCCGUAUUUGCCGUAUCAGCAGCCCAGAGAGAGAAAGCCCAAUAUUGUCUUGAUUCUGACGGACGAUCAAGAUGUCGAACUGGGUUCGCUGAACUUCAUGCCGCGGACCCUCAGGCGAAUAAGGGAUGAGGGCGCCGAGCUAAGACACGCAUACGUGACCACUCCCAUGUGUUGUCCGAGCAGGAGCUCUCUGCUAACCGGUCGUUACGUUCACAAUCACGAGGUCUUUACGAACAACGACAAUUGCAGCAGUCCCCAGUGGCAACGAGAUCACGAGCCUCACUCCUUCGCCGCUUACUUGAGUAACGCCGGGUAUCGAACAGGGUACUUUGGCAAGUAUUUGAACAAGUACAACGGCUCUUAUAUCCCGCCAGGAUGGCGGGAAUGGGGCGGUCUUAUAAUGAACUCGCGCUACUACAACUACAGCGUCAAUAUGAACGGCAAGAAGAUAAAGCACGGCUUCGAGUACAGCAGGGACUAUUACCCGGACCUGAUAGCCAACGACAGCGUGGCUUUCCUAAGACAGAGCAAACACAAUUCCGCCCGGAAACCGGUCAUGUUGGUCGCGAGCUUUCCCGCUCCACACGGCCCGGAGGACUCGGCGCCGCAGUUCUCGCAUCUCUUCUUCAACGUUACCACUCAUCAAUGGCGAGGACCGAGAAAUGAUUCCGUGAGCAAAAUAACACCAGCUGUCUAUAUAAGAACGCUAUUUCAAAAAUAUGGUUAUAAGUGUUCAGGUGUAGCGUCGGGGAUUACCGUGAUCAAGAAGGCGGUUCUCCCUCAGUCAUUAGGACUAUGCGCAGCUUGACUGUAAGCUAUACAUCGUAUGUUACAAUAUAGCUUAGGCGCAUAAUUUUUGGUAGUGUGGGGUGCUCGUGCUUCGAUGUACCCCACGGC